UCUCUCCGUACUUUGUGCAUCAAGACGGGAAAUGGGAGUGGAUUCGGAAACGGCAAAGGGCCCUGGGUCUCCAAUUCAGACAUUGCAACCUGACUCCCCUAGUCUGUCCGAGAAACCCAGUUCUGAUCCCGAAAAUGGCCAAGGCAAUGAUCUAAAGAACCAUAUUGAGCCCGUUGUAUCCUUGAAAACGUGGGUAGUGGCUUGUAUUCUAUCCUGCGGAUAUGGGCUCUCCUUCUGGCCAGUUCCGGUAAUGUCGGCCAUCGGCGGUACUGUCUCGGCUAAUCUGGGAGACCCCGGAGGAUACAUGUGGUAUAUACCGGCUUGGACGAUUGCCAUCACCUGCUCCUUUCUCCUCUUUGGCUCAAACACAGACUUGCUUGGUCGUCGUUGGUUUCUCGUCGGAGGAAAUCUGAUAUGUACUAUAGGCCACAUCGUAGUGGCCUCGGCAAAAACCAGCAACCAGAUUACUGCUGGAUUUGCAAUUUCUGGCUUCGGGGGUGCUAAUUGCCAGAUGGCCGCAUUCGCCUUACCUGAGCUGCUUCCCAACAAGUGGCGUCAUAUCGGUGUUGUCAUUGCAGACUUCACUGUCUACAUUGCUGUCAUUCUCGGUCCUGUAACAGCACGGUUUGGACAGGAGUACGGAACAUGGGAAUGGAACUUCUGGAGUGUGGCCAUCUUUCAGGGACUGUCCUUUUUUGGCCUUCUGUUCUUGUACUUUCCUCCAGCACGGCCAUCUGGAAUUCCUCGUAGGGAAGCUUUCAAGUCCUUGGACUAUUUCGGCGGGUUCCUUUUCAUGGGUGGCGCAAUUCCAGUAUUGCUAGGCAUUGUCUGGGCUGGCGUCUAUCCCUCCACAGAUCCCCACGUUGUUGCAACACUCGUGGUUGGAUUUUUCGUUUUAAUUUGCUUCGCUGUCUGGGAGACAUUCGGCCCUGUGAAAUUCCCACUAACCCCCAGCUAUAUAUUUGCAAGCUCAUGGGGUAGGGAUUUCACUGCCCCGGCCAUUGCCCUAGGGGUGGUAAACAUGUUCUAUUACUCCUCCAGCAUCUUGUGGCCGCAGAUGACCACAGUCCUUUAUACCAACGGCGGCACAGACUGGCGCUACGCGAUUGUUCUCACGCUGCCGCAAGGCCUCGCUAUUGCCUUUGGUGCGUUCUUGCUCUCCACCUUGGGGAGCAAGAUCCGGCAUUGGCAGUGGCAGCUCACUGGAGCCGUGUUUGUCAUGGUUCUAUUCGGUUCUCUCUUGGGACUCGCUACGCCAACCAAUAAGGGGACCAUGAUUGCGUUUCUCUUCCUCUCCCAGAUGGGGUUCGGCUGGGGGAUAUAUCUUAGCAUCGCCAUCACUCAGAUGGGGGUGGAUCAGAAGAAUCUGGGUGUGAGCGGUGGCGUCUCCGGCGCAAUUCGCUAUGCAGCUGGUGCCGUGGCCACAACCAUCUAUAACACAGUCUUCACCACCACCCUAACCAAAUGGACCGCGAGACUGGUGCCCAAAGCUGUCAUCGCUGCCGGUCUCCCCGAGUCCAAAGUAUCCGACGUCAUCGCGGCAAUGCAAUCAAGUGAAUUUGCCAAUUCAUUCAGCCCAGACGUUGUCGCAGCGGCUACCUUGGCUUCAAAGGAGGCCACCUGCAAGGCUGUCUUCGUUGUCGCGAUGGUCUCGAUGGCGUUUGGCAUCGUUGGGAUCUUUGCGUGUCUCUGUUGUAAGGAUGUCGACCACAAAAUGACGAAUCAGAUCGAGGUCUACCUGACCAACACAGACCAGGCGGAUCGAAACAAGUAUAAAUAAGGGAAUGGCUUGUUUAGUAUUGAACCUUCGGAUGGGGUUUACCUUCAUAGUAUUAGAUAGACUGGAGAACAAACAC
Molecule: messenger RNA, 1856 nt
Organism: Aspergillus candidus
Lineage: Eukaryota; Fungi; Ascomycota; Eurotiomycetes; Eurotiales; Aspergillaceae
Product: MFS general substrate transporter
Exons: 11
Coding region: 32-1780 (582 amino acids)
Biological process (GO): transmembrane transport
Molecular function (GO): transmembrane transporter activity
Source: RefSeq, a predicted model, not a curated record